GCCACAAGGACCUGUGCAUCGGCGAUAAGGUCCGCUUUUCGGCGAAGGUGGGCAAACAGGGACGGGCUGAAGCCGUACAGCUGGAGCCAUUCCGUGAGAUUGAGGAUGACGGUGAGGAUGGACCGGAGAUGAUCGGCACCAUCAAGUCCUUCGAUGAAUCCUCAGGCUAUGGCUUCAUCCAUGGUACGCGGAUCACGCAGGAGUAUGGUCGGGAUGUCUUCCUUCACCGAAAGCAGCUCAAGAGCUUCAAAGUAG
Messenger RNA from Symbiodinium pilosum, 255 nucleotides. NCBI's taxonomy places the organism in Eukaryota, Dinophyceae, Suessiales, Symbiodiniaceae. The record is from the annotation of a GenBank genome assembly.